CUGUCAAGAAGAGUCCACGAGGAGAAGGGUGCGCCGCGCCCGCGUGUCAAUGGCAGCUGCGCCUACUGGAAGAAGUUGGUUCUUGUCCGGAAUACUUUUCCUCCGGUGCCCCACCCCUUGAAUCAGCAGCCGCUGCCUCUUGCGGCUGGAGCAGGGACAAGUGGAGUUUGGGGCAGCUGUCAAAAACAAGGGUGGGGGUGUCUUUUCUUCUCUGGGAUGGACCGGAGUGAAGGAGGAGGUGUCCUUAACUCUCUCCCCAUCGGUUGCAAACUAAAAGCACUUUUCGCCCCGGGAGGAAAGGCCCCGGAGGAGAAACCGGUGUGGCCGCCGAGGUCUGAGGGAUGUGGACGGCGUUAGCGCUCCAGGCAGGCAGGCAUGACCCUGUUUCUGGGCUCCGCCACCCCAGAGAGGGACCAGUGACCGCGGCCCCCCGGAUCAGGGCUGUUGAGCUGGAAGGCCUUGUUGCGGCUUCUGGCAGCGAGACUGAGGAUGAAGACAGCAUGGAUAGUCCCCUGGACCUGUCCUCUUCAGCGGCCUCUGGCAAGAGAAGGAGGAGAGGCAACUUGCCCAAGGAGUCUGUUCAGAUCCUGCGGGACUGGCUGUAUGAACACAGAUACAACGCGUAUCCCUCCGAGCAAGAGAAAGCCCUGCUCUCCCAGCAGACACACCUGUCCACACUGCAGGUCUGUAACUGGUUCAUCAACGCCCGCCGCAGGCUCCUCCCUGACAUGCUGAGAAAGGAUGGCAAAGAUCCAAAUCAGUUCACAAUUUCCCGCCGUGGGGCCAAGAUUUCAGAAGCUAGUUCUGUGGAAGCUGCCAUGGGUAUCAAAAACUUCAUGCCGGCUCUAGACGAGAGCCCGUUUCAUUCCUGCACAGCUGGACCCAACCCAACCCUAGGGAGGCCAGUGUCUCCCAAGCCUUCCUCCCCAGGAUCCAUCUUGGCUCGCCCAUCAGUGAUCUGCCAUACCACUGUGACUGCAAUGAAAGAUGGCCCUUUCUCUCUCUGUCAGCCGGUUGGUGUGGGACAGAGCACAGACGUACAGCAAAUAACAGCCAGCAGCUUCACAGACACCUCUCUCGUGUACCCUGAGGACACUUGCAAAUCUGGACCGAGUCCAAACCCUCAGAGCGGCCUUUUCAACACUCCUCCCCCUACUCCGCCGGACCUCAACCAGGAUUUUAGCGGAUUCCAGCUCCUAGUGGAUGUUGCACUCAAACGAGCGGCAGAGAUGGAGCUGCAGGCCAAACUCACAGCUUAACCCUUCUUCAUCCGAAACAGUUCUCCACAAUACGGUCCUGACUGUCAGAGUGAUGGCAAGAGAUGCAUUAUUUUAUAUAUUUUUCUAUGAAUAUUUGCACAUGGGAUUGCUCAAACGAAGCUUCCUGUUACUAAGAUGUCUUCAAUGGAAUGCAGCCAUUCAUUCCAAGAACUACAAACUAAAGCUACUGUAGAAACCGAGGGUUUUCUUUUAAAAAUGUUUCUUGGUAGAUUUUUUCAUAAUGUGAGAUGUUCCCAAUAUCAUGUGAUCUUCUCCCCACUCUUUUUUUUUUUUUUGAUGUUUUUUUCCAGACUGUGCAAUACUUAGAAGCCGUAGCGUCUUUCUAUUUCCAUGUGGAACAGAAUUCCCACAUACAGUCUAGUAAAUACAUUUUCAGUUUUGUUUUUUUUUUUUUAUUUUAAGAUUCAGGCAAGUAUGAAUCUAGUUGUUGGAUAUCUUUUCACGAUGUAAUAAAGUAUUUUCUUUAAAAGUUA
This is a messenger RNA of Alexandromys fortis (reed vole), 1753 nucleotides long. RefSeq names its product TGFB induced factor homeobox 1 (gene Tgif1). Gene Ontology annotation, biological process: negative regulation of transcription by RNA polymerase II. The transcript has 3 exons. The coding region runs from base 342 to 1259 and encodes 305 amino acids. Lineage: Eukaryota; Metazoa; Chordata; Mammalia; Rodentia; Cricetidae. The record is from RefSeq and is a predicted model, not a curated record. Gene Ontology annotation, molecular function: DNA-binding transcription repressor activity, RNA polymerase II-specific; RNA polymerase II cis-regulatory region sequence-specific DNA binding.